Messenger RNA from Crotalus tigris (Tiger rattlesnake), 2735 nucleotides. RefSeq lists its product as uncharacterized. The record is from RefSeq and is a predicted model, not a curated record. Lineage: Eukaryota; Metazoa; Chordata; Lepidosauria; Squamata; Viperidae. The transcript has 7 exons. Bases 287 to 1603 code for a protein of 438 amino acids.
AGCAUUUUCUCGCAGGCACCCUCAGAUACACCAUGCAAUUAUGACGCACACUCUGGGCCAGAGAUGAAGGUGUCUACCAGAUCCUCUCCACCGAGAAGGAAGAAGAAAAAGCUGAGCUGCGAGCUGCAGGAUGGCUUUGGCCUCCCCAUCACAGUGCCUUGCCGAUCUAGCGGAUUUCAAUGUUUUAAAAUCAGCCAGCAGAGCCAUCAAGUGGGAGACAACAAGAACUGAAGUCCAAGGCUUCUGAAGAUGCAAAUUGGGAAAGAAGGUCGCAAAAGAUGAUCACAUGACCCUGGGACACAUUGCAAACGUCAGCAAUAUGAACUGUCAAGCAUCUGAAUAUAAAUCACUGACCACAGGAUGCUACAACAGUCCAGAAGCUGCCCCAUGUCUUGGUGACCCGACCGUAGCAGCUGAGGAGACAAACCAUGGCAGCCAGCCUCUCCACCAUCAGCCCAGCCCACUGGAACGGACAGCUCUCCACGAUCAUGCUCUGUACUGCAUCCCUGAGGAAGCAGCAGCUCUGAAGAACCUGGUGAGGAAACUGAAGGACACUGUGUCCCACCAGAGUGAGCUCCUCCUCAGCCUGCAGAAAACUGUAGAGGACCAGGAACUCCAGUGUCGGGAACUUCAGGAAAAAGCAGAAGCCAAGAAAUGUGAGGUUCUCGCUGAUCUUGAAGGCCAUGUUUCUCAACUCAAAACUGGGAAGCAGAACCUGUGCUGCCAGCGGUACCAGCUGGAGCCAAGGGGGCAAUGUUUACAGAAGGAGCAGGAUGCCUACAGUGCCACUGUCCUCUCGCUGAGCAAGCAAGCGAGGGGGCAGCUUGAGGACCGAGCGCAACAUGAAGUCUUCUCCCUGGAGGGUGUCAAGACUCACAGCAAGUGGUUGAGGUUCUAUACAGGCUUUGAUAGAUACCCUCGCCUCAAGGCCUUCUUGGACUUCCUCCAGGAGGGGGAGAAUCUGGAGAAUGGUCCCCCCUGUGCCCUCAGUCCCGAGAACCAGCUCUUCUUGGUGCUUGUCCGGUUGCGCUUGGGCCUCCUUCUUCAAGAUCUGGCUUUUCGCUUCCAUAUCUCUGAAUCCACAGCCUCCCGCUACUGGCUGAGCUGGAUGGAGCUGAUGGAACAGAAACUACGACAGGUUCCAGUUGCCUUCAGUCAGCGCUACAUAGAUGCCUUCAAGCCACAACAGCAACUUCGACAUCACGACACGGUGCUGGUGGCUCUGGACUGCGCAGAGCUUUUUUUCGAAGCCCAAGGAACGAAGCGAGGCAAGCGAGAUGGCUCCCGGAGUCCUCGGGCCCACUAUUCAAUCCAUGGGUACGCUCUGGCGGCGCCUAGCGGCUUCCUCACUUUCAGUGCAGGAAGGAGCCAUGAGUUGCCCUCACUGCCUCCAUUCCUGCAGGCGGGACCCGUGGAGCUGACGGCUCAGCAAGAGGCUGCCAAGAGGCAGGUACUGAGUUUACGUAGCCUGACAGACAAGGCUCUGGGCUUCCGUUUCCUGCGCCUGGUUCACCCUCAAAAUAUGGAAGACCAAGUGAGGAGGGCCUGGAUCAUCUCCUGUUACUUGGCCUGCCUGCUGCAUGAACCAAUGGGUCUAAUCUAGAGCAAGGAUUCCAGUAUCCUCAGGACUUUCGUUUUAAUAACCGCCUUACUUGUGAACGUUUUGAUCACAGGUCUGUUCAGUUAAGAUGAAUCCCUCCUCGGAGUUAAUACUUUCCUGCUUUCCUUGAUCAUGGAUAAAACAAAAGCAACAUUCACAUAUUACCUGCACAGUCCAGCAAUCCAGUAAUUUUAUUUCAAAUUCCCUUCCCCAAAUUACUUUCCUGAAUUGUUAACAUCAUGUUUUCCAGUUUCCUUCCUAGAAAUGUUUAGGGACUGGUUUUUUUCUCCCCCUUUCCUUUUUUUGUCAAAUCUUAACUACUGGCAACUAAGGUUUUCUUUGCAACAUUUUCAGUAGUUUGACACUGCAUUUUUCCUAGGGCUGAGAGAGUAGCUGGCCCCAGGUCACCAGCUAGCAUCCUAUCCAAGAUGGGACUCAGCUUGUUGUUUCUAGCCUGGUAUUUUAACCAGUACUUCAAACUAGUUCCAUGGUCUUUUUAUCAUCUUGUUCUUUUUAAAGCAAACAGUUCUAGAUCCCAGAUUCAAGUGUGGUAAAUUUCAUUCCUUUUUUUUUUCAGUCUGUUCUCAGAUACUGCCUCUAAUUCUGGGGUCACCAAUGGCUAACAAAUUAGUGCUUAAAGACUAGGUUGGCAUAUUACUUCUAUUUUUUUUAAAUCUUCCAAGGAUGUCUCUCUAUGCUGAAAUUUAUUGCAAUUUCAGAAUAUUUUUCCAACUCCCAGUAAGGACCUAAUCCUACUAUUUGGUCCUUGACUUUAACUAGCCAACAUUUCUACUAAAGGUCUUCCAAUAACUGGCUUUUUUUUUAAACAACCCUGUUUACAAUGUGAGUUAUUUAUUAAUUACAGGAGGUAAAGAUUUCUUGGGAGAAGAAUGUAUUUUAAAGUGAAGUCUCAAAUUCUGUUUUGACUCAACAGAUCUUUGCAUGCUGGACUCUGAGCAAACAAGCAGACACUGUCAGAAUAUUAAUUUGAGACAAAAAAAUUUUAAUUGUCUUAUAUUGGGCGUUACAUUUUUUAUGAAACAUUCUAGUUUUUGUAGCCUCGACUGGCACGGCGACCUCGAGCUCGUUCAAAUUUCCGCCCCUUGGAUCGGACAUAUGGCCUGGAAAAAGAAAA